Molecule: messenger RNA, 408 nt
Organism: Gloeophyllum trabeum ATCC 11539
Lineage: Eukaryota; Fungi; Basidiomycota; Agaricomycetes; Gloeophyllales; Gloeophyllaceae
Exons: 3
Coding region: 1-408 (135 amino acids)
Source: RefSeq, a predicted model, not a curated record
AUGGAGUUUGCCGGAAUAUAUUCACGCGGUGAUUUGGUGGAAUUGGUACCCGAACCUUUGGGCCUAAAGGUGCACUAUGAGCGACGGAUCGCUGCAGGGAUCGAUGACGUAGCCGUUAUGCCGUUCAAAGGCAAGGAUGAUGUGGCGAUUGACGUGCGGUUCGAAGCCAACGAUGAGUUGGCUUUGGCCGAAGAGACCGAUGCAGCCGCACUCCGGAUAGACGAGCUUGAGCGGCGAACGGAGCUGGUCGUGACAAGAGGGGUGGACGAUGGCGAGGCCCGUAAAGAGGAUACAGGAGUCGACGAACGCGAGCUAGAAAUCCUUGUAGCAACUGUAGUCGACGAGCUCCGCACCACAGAACUACUUCUGGCAGCGGUGGCCCGCGCUGAUGACAGUGGACGCGACUGA